AUGACGACGGCGAGGAAGGCAGCGUGCGUGCUGGCGGUGUGGGUGCUUGUCGCCUCGGGUCUCUCCGACCUGGGCUCCGCCCGCGCGCCCCUGGCCAGCAGCAAGCCGCAGCGGGAGUUCGACUACUUCGCGCUCUCCCUGCAGUGGCCCGGCACCAUCUGCGCCUCCACCCGCCACUGCUGCGCCACCAACGGCUGCUGCCGCUCGGAGCCGCUCCAGACGUUCACGAUCCACGGGCUAUGGCCGGACUACGACGACGGGACCUGGCCGUCGUGCUGCCGCCGCACCCAAUUCGACAUGGACAAGAUAUUGCCAUUGAAGGAGGUGCUUGACAAGUACUGGCCGUCCCUCUACUGCUCUAAAUCUGGAACUUGCUUCAGCGGCAAGGGACUCUUCUGGGCUCACGAGGUGCAGUACCAACUAGCAACAUACGAAUUCAGAACUAGAUUCGUCCAUUAUGCUAUUGAGCUCCGAAAGGCGAAAGAUGAACUACAGUAUUUCAGCAUUACCCUUGACCUCUACUUCAAAUAUAACGUUACGGAAAUGCUGUCAAGUGGAGGGAUACAGGUUUCAAAUGGUAAGGAAUAUGCACUCAGCGAUGUCAUCGAUACCAUCAAACAUGCUUUUGGGGGAUCACCACAAAUUGUUUGCAAGAGUGGUUCAGUCCAAGAACUUAGGUUAUGCUUCGACAAAGAAUUGAAGCCUCGUGAUUGUCUUACUACUUCUUUGACGAUUGGAAGUGUAUCAAAAAGCAAGCACUGCCCACGGUACAUCACCUUGCCAACAUAUGAUCCCCUUGUGCUUGCCAAUUCAACUGUAGAGGUCAUGUCACAGUUCGAUGAAUUUGAGGUGCCUGCGUCUCUUUAUACAGCCUAA
Messenger RNA from Miscanthus lutarioriparius, 876 nucleotides. Lineage: Eukaryota; Viridiplantae; Streptophyta; Magnoliopsida; Poales; Poaceae. The record is from the annotation of a GenBank genome assembly.